UAGUAUUGAAUAAUGUACCGUAAGUGGAGGUAACACUGAGUAUAUUCGUUACGUCGCUUUGCUUUACUUUGGCUUUCGUUACAUCCUAACAGUUAAUCACUUUGCGUUUCAAAUAAUUUUUUUCACGUUUUCUGAUUUGUGUGCUGUUCAAUUUCAAACACGAGUCCGCUUAUUUCAUUAUGCGAUCUAAUAUUAGAUCGGAUACUGACCAAGAAUGGUUUUAUGACAUCUAAGGAGCAAACAAUUUCACAACUCGUUCUUUUUGCGGAAGUUCCAGUUAUGACUACAGAUGGCGUUGUAUGGUGCUCCGUUUCCCAGAUAUAUAACUUAUACAGAUUGGUUACAUGAUGCAUGUAAUACUGACGAUGUUUAUUACACAUAUAAUGGGCGCAUAGUAAAUAAUAUGGAAGAAAUUCCUGAAUGUGCUUUGUUGAACGUGCACUAUCGUUUGCGCGGUGGUAAAGGGGGUUUUGGAUCUAUGCUACGGGCUAUUGGGAGUCAAAUCGAGAAGACAACCAAUCAUGAAAUGUGCAGAGACUUAUCAGGUAGGAGAAUGCGUGAUGUAAACCUGGAAAAAAAAUUAAAGGAAUGGUAUGCUACGGCUGACGAACGGGAACGUAAAAAAGCAGAGGAAUAUAUUGAAAGACGACGAAAACGUCAAGAACUAUUAAAACAGGGUCUUUUACCUGAACAUAGUUUUUCAGAUCGUGAAUAUGAACGACAAAAACGUAAAAUUGCUUACGAACUACGGGGAGCCUUAGAUAUAGCCAUAGAAAAUGUUAAGAAAGAAAAGAAACAAACGGAAGUCCAACCUGUAAUUUCCUCUGAAAAGCAGCUGAAUACAAAGCGUACUCGAUUAUGGAUUGAGGAAAUGGACAAAGGGCUGUCUUCGGGUUCUAGCGAUGAAGAAUUUUCGGCUAGCUCGUCAUUUGACAUUUCCUCUAGUCUUGCAAAACAAGAUGAUAAUUUGCCCGUAAAAGAUGAUACCGAAGCCAAAACGGAUUCUACAGAAAUCCUUAACAGUAUUAAAUCAGAUGUAAUCGUCGAAGAUAAAAAAGAAUCGCAAAGUGCUUGUAGAAAUACCUCAAAAGAAACCGCACAACCUUUGACUGACCAACAGUUGCGUGAAGUAGAUACUGCUGAAAACCUCGAAGUGUUCGGCUUGGAUGUUCUUAAAGCAACCUUAAUGGCUCGGGGUUUAAAGUGCGGAGGGACGUUGAAAGAACGAGCUAGCCGUUUGUUUUCAAUCAAAGACUUAAGUUCCGAGAAAUAUCCUACAAAGUUACUAGUGAAGAACAGAUAACUGAUUUGCCUGAGAUGCCUUUCAGAAAUUUAUGUAUAAUUUUAAAGAUUUGUUUUCGCAUAUAACAGUAUAUAUAUAUAUAUGCAUGCAAAA
Messenger RNA from Schistosoma haematobium, 1396 nucleotides. RefSeq names its product silencing defective protein Sde2. Gene Ontology annotation, cellular component: nucleus. The coding region runs from base 290 to 1303 and encodes 337 amino acids. The transcript is spliced from 5 exons. Lineage: Eukaryota; Metazoa; Platyhelminthes; Trematoda; Strigeidida; Schistosomatidae. The record is from RefSeq and is a predicted model, not a curated record.